UGAAUGUGGUACGGGUGUGAGUGAGAAGGGAUGCAGCAGAGUUCAGGAUGUAUUGCAGUUUAUUGCGGACUUUGGAUGAUGUGCCUUAAAGGCUACUAUUGCAGUAAUCGAGUCGGGAUGUGUUUUUAAGACUAACAUGUGAAUGACGGCUCUUUGAAUCUAGCGAGAAUGUGAGGUUCAUGCAGGACAUGUGGUUUAAAAGUUAAAGACACCCACCUGCAUGACAAACUGGUGCAUAAGAAAUACACCAGAACACAGGAAAUAAAAUCCACUGAUGACACUGCUGGCUUUCAUUUCCUUUCACAUCACUCAAACACACGCCAUGGAGGCUUAUAGAAAACAUCUGGUUGUCUGUGUCACUGCAGUACUGCUGUGCUGUGUGAGCUCAGAUGAAGAAAGAGAGAUGGUUCAAGCCAAACUGGGUCAGAGAGUCACCCUGAACACCAGAGAGGACAGGUGUGACAGCAGGGCUGAGGUGGUGUGGAUUUUCGGACCGGAGAAACCCGCCAGGCGGGUCGCCAGAAUGAGGAACAGAGUUGUGACGACGAACUACACCAAGUCUUUUGGGAACAGACUGAAGCUGGACCCUCAGUCUGGAUCACUGAGCAUCACUGAGCUCAGAAGCAGUGACUCCGGAGUCUACAUGUGCCAGUCCAUCGGCGUUAACAUCUUAUCCCAGCAGUUCAACCUGAUCGUGUACGCUUCUGUCUGCAGUCCGUCCAUCAGGAUCAACAUGACUGCAAUGAACAGCCACUGUAGCUGGCUCACAGUGGAGUGCAGUGUGCAGAACAGCAGGGAGCUCAGACUGUUGUGGUUCAGAGGCAGAGACAAGCUGAAUGAGACGAGCCGUCCAGAUCCGUCCUCUACGUUGCAUCUCUCUCUGGUGAUACCGAAGGGUGAUGAAGGCGAGUACAGCUGUGUGGCUGAAAACCCUGUGGAUCAGAAGAGCAGCAGACUGCACACAGCAGACACGUGUCUAAACAACGGAGAGACGCUCAGCUGGUGUAACUCUGGAGUGACAGUACGGCUUGUUUUCUCCGCUGUACUGGGUUUGGCCUUGAUGGUUCUGGUGGUGGACCACGUCAGAUUCAGGCGACAAACCCAACAAAGAUGCUGAGUGUGUCAUCUCAUCACAUGGGAAAAGAAAAUGCAGGAAAACAUCUAACGCAUAGAAAAAGUACCUUUGAAAGUCCUGCAUCAAAGGAAAACACUGUUACUUCAAUAAAAGUGAUUAAAAAAAUACAAAACAGUA
Labrus mixtus (cuckoo wrasse) is the source of this 1252-nucleotide messenger RNA. RefSeq lists its product as uncharacterized. The coding region runs from base 275 to 1117 and encodes 280 amino acids. The record is from RefSeq and is a predicted model, not a curated record. NCBI's taxonomy places the organism in Eukaryota, Metazoa, Chordata, Actinopteri, Labriformes, Labridae. The transcript has 5 exons.